This is a messenger RNA of Globicephala melas (long-finned pilot whale), 1920 nucleotides long. It is a transcript of the gene SLC6A14, whose product is annotated as solute carrier family 6 member 14. Gene Ontology annotation, molecular function: glycine:sodium symporter activity. Gene Ontology annotation, cellular component: plasma membrane. The record is from RefSeq and is a predicted model, not a curated record. Gene Ontology annotation, biological process: glycine import across plasma membrane; sodium ion transmembrane transport; synaptic transmission, glycinergic. Lineage: Eukaryota; Metazoa; Chordata; Mammalia; Artiodactyla; Delphinidae.
AUGGACAAGUUGAAGUGCCCGAGCUUCUUCAAGUGCAGAGGGAAGGAGAAAGUGACGGCUUCAUCUGAGAAUUUCCAUGUUGGUGGAAAUGAUGAGAAUCAGGACCGUGGCAACUGGUCCAAAAAAUCUGAUUACAUUUUAUCUAUGGUUGGAUAUGCAGUGGGAUUGGGGAAUGUGUGGAGAUUCCCAUAUUUGACCUACAACAAUGGCGGAGGUGCCUUCUUGAUACCUUAUGCGAUUAUGCUAGCACUGGCUGGUUUACCUUUGUUCUUCCUAGAGUGCUCACUGGGACAAUUUGCUAGCUUAGGUCCAGUUUCAGUUUGGAGGAUUCUACCAUUGUUUCAAGGUGUGGGGAUUACAAUGGUCCUGAUAUCCAUUUUUGUGACAAUCUAUUAUAAUGUCAUAAUUGCCUAUAGUCUUUACUACAUGUUUGCUUCUUUUCAACGUGAACUACCAUGGAAAAACUGUUCUUAUUGGGCAGAUAAAACCUGUAGCAGAUCGCCUAUAGUGACACAUUGUAAUGUGAGUAUAAAGCUAGGUGAAAUCUUCCAAGUGAAUAAAAGCUGGUUAGACGCCAACAAUUUUACCUGCAUCAAUGGAAGUGAAGUUUAUCAGCCAGGGCAGCUUCCCAGUGAACAAUAUUGGAAUAAAGUGGCGCUCCGACGGUCAAGUGGAUUGGAUGAGCCUGGAGUCAUUGUGUGGUAUUUAGCACUUUGUCUUCUUCUGGCCUGGCUCAUAGUUGGAACAGCACUAUUUAAAGGAAUCAAGUCUUCUGGGAAGGUGGUAUAUUUUACAGCUAUUUUCCCCUAUUUUGUCUUGCUAAUCCUGCUGAUCCGAGGGGCAACUCUGGAUGGCGCAUCAAAAGGCAUUUCAUACUAUAUUGGAGCACAGUCAAAUUUUACAAAACUUAGGGAAGCUGAGGUUUGGAAAGAUGCUGCCACACAGAUAUUUUAUUCCUUGUCAGUGGCUUGGGGUGGUUUAGUUGCUCUGUCAUCUUACAAUAAGUUCAAUAACAACUGCUUCUUAGAUGCCAUUGUAAUUUGUUUGGCAAAUUGCCUCACUAGUGUGUUUGCUGGAUUUGCUAUUUUUUCUAUAUUGGGACACAUGGCUCAUAUAUCUGGAAAGGAAGUCUCUCAAGUUGUAAAAUCAGGUUUUGAUUUGGCAUUCAUUGCUUAUCCAGAAGCUCUAGCUCUACUCCCAGGUGGGCCAUUUUGGUCCGUAUUAUUUUUCUUCAUGCUUUUGACUUUGGGUCUCGACUCUCAGUUUGCUUCCAUUGAAACGAUUACAACAACGAUUCAAGAUUUAUUUCCCAAAGCGAUGAAGAAAAUGAGGGUUCUCAUAACUUCGGGUUGCUGCUUGGUUUUGUUUCUCCUUGGCCUCGUGUGUGUGACUCAGGCUGGAAUUUACUGGGUUCAUCUGAUUGACCACUUCUGUGCUGGAUGGGGCAUUUUGAUUGCAGCUAUACUGGAACUAAUGGGAAUCAUGUGGAUUUAUGGAGGCAACAGAUUCAUUGAAGAUAUAGAAAUGAUGAUUGGAACAAAAAGGUGGAUAUUCUGGCUAUGGUGGAGAGCUUGUUGGUUUGUCAUUACGCCUAUGGUUUUGACGGCAAUCUUGAUCUGGUCAUUGGUACAAUUUCAUAGACCCGAUUAUGGCAAAAUUCCAUACCCUGACUGGGGAGUUGCUCUAGGCUGGUGUAUGAUUAUUUUCUGUAUUAUUUGGAUUCCAAUUAUGGCUAUUACAAAAUUAAUUCAAGCUGAAGGAACCAUCCUUCAACGCAUUGUAAGCUGCUGCAGACCAGCUUCUAACUGGGGGCCAUACCUGGAAAGACAUCGUGGGGAAAGAUAUAAAAAUAUGGUAGAUCCUAAAAAAGAGACUGACCAUGAAAUACCUACUGUUAGUGGCAGUAGAAAACCAGAAUGA